CGCCUCGCCUGGCAUGACUGUCAGCUUCAUCGCUGGCUGUGAUUGACUGCCAAGUUCAAUACAUUAAAUUCAUAUUUGUAACCCCGCGAUCGAGCUGGGCAGAUUAGGCAAAGAAAUCAAGUUAAAAGGGGCAGAGAUGCAUUUCCGCAGCUCUUCUGUGUUGUUUCGAGUGGUCAAUUCUAUUAUUGUAUCUGGGGUAGACUCACGUCAAUCAAGAUGGCCAGUACUGUUGCCGCUUCUGCGACUACACCGAGCGUCCCAACAACACCGUUCAAUUUUCCAGAAGAUUGUCUCACAUCACAGUCGAUAUGGGACAUCAGCGGCUACUGCUCGACAACGUGGGGUGACGGACUUUCGUCUACCACGUGGCAAUGUUCAUCGAUCAACUACGGCCCUCCUGAGCCGCCCGCAAGCUGUCUUCCCCAUCCCGAGGACAUCUACGGGUGUCCCUCGGGCUAUACAUCAGCCGGUUCGGAACCUUAUGGAACUUACGAUUAUUUUGGAAGCGAAAUCAACGAGUACACGUUCUGGUCGCAAGGAGUCUACAUCACUGCGGAUGGGGUGGUGCUAGUCACAGACUCAUGGUGCAGCGCCUAUAGCCCAACUAAACUCAACCACAUCGUCACGGACGCCUACCACGUCGACCUCAAGGGCAUCACUACCCUCGUUACCAGCACAACUCUCCUCGACGGCGUUAUGAGCAUGCAAGCCCGCCCUAUCACCUACGUCUAUGGCACCUACAAAUCCGGCGGCGAAGGCGUGUCCUGCGUCCCCUCCGAAUGUCCCCUUGUCUCCCCCACCGUGACCAAAACCAACCUUAGUAUCAUCACCGCGACCACAACCUUCACCCCCGCACCAACCUGUCUGGAACCGAUUAACAUCUGGGAAAUCCACACCAUGGUCACCGUUCUCUACUAUGACGACAAAGGCGGCUCCCUCCCCAGCUCCCUGGCCGUCUCCUGGACGCAACUCGGCCCCCGAAGCCCAGACCCGGACUGCUACCCCGCCUCGACCAAAUCCAACGAGGGCGCUUGUCCAGCAGGAUAUACCUACGCCGGCAAGCGCGAGAUGCGCUACGCUUUCAAUACCACUAGCACCACGUGGCGGGCCACUCCGACUUCCACGGUGAACGUCGAUGAGGUUGUGGAUGAGAUAUGCUGUCCUACGGCGCAUAAUUUCACUAUGGAUUACUUUAUGACCUUGGACGUGGAAUUUGGCACCUUUGUUGGGAAUGAGGGGCAGUAUGCGGCAAGAUGGCCAUUUUGUGCUACGACGUCUUAUGUGGAGGGUAAAGCGACGGGGUUCGAUAUAGUGGUUAGCUCCGAUGGCACUACAGAGGCAAGGAGCGGUGCUGCGGUUGGUCCGACGGUGGUAAUAUAUGCGCCGUAUGCGACAUUUCGGCAUUAUACUACUGACAUAGGUGGGUGGACUACUUGGAUCGCUGAUGAUGCGCCCUUUUUUGAUUCGAGUACUACGACUGCGUUUUUCGACUCGAGUGCCACGACUACGUUUUUCGACUCGAGUGCUACGACUACUUCGAGUACGUCGAAUUCUGAAACUACAAAUGCUGUAGCUACAGUUCUAACUGGCGGGACAUCGAUGAACGCUCCCUCGUUUACAUCCGUCUCUAAGUUCAUAACGACCGCUAUGUUCUGUUAUAUAGUCCUCUUUCAGUAG
Messenger RNA from Pseudomassariella vexata, 1677 nucleotides. RefSeq lists its product as uncharacterized. The record is from RefSeq and is a predicted model, not a curated record. Lineage: Eukaryota; Fungi; Ascomycota; Sordariomycetes; Amphisphaeriales; Pseudomassariaceae. The transcript has 2 exons. Bases 217 to 1677 code for a protein of 486 amino acids.